Molecule: messenger RNA, 11972 nt
Organism: Porites evermanni
Lineage: Eukaryota; Metazoa; Cnidaria; Anthozoa; Scleractinia; Poritidae
Source: the annotation of a GenBank genome assembly
AUGAUUAAGUACGGUAUGGCUUUAGUGGGACAGAGUGUAACGACAAAUGAAAUCUCCAAACUCCAACGGAGGGCUGGAAUAAAUGUGACUGGAGUACUGGACACUGAAACCAAAAAAUUACUUGUGAUUCCUCGUUGCGGGGUCACAGAAGAUGACUACAAGGGUCAAGAGUAUGACAAAGGAAAAGGAAUAACGGAAAGAAGACGGAGGAAGCGUUUUACUCUCCAAGGAUCCACGUGGAAAAAAAAUGUGAGUGUUGCCGCGCAGGCUGAUUUAGCAACAGAACGGAAACGUCAGCUGCCGACUGGAGAACGCGCGGAAAGGACUAAACGCGAUUUGCCACUCUGCCAUUGGUCAGGCCGGUUGUUUGAUUUGCGCACGCCAUCGUCAACUGACGUUCCCGUUCUUUUGCUAAAUCGGCCUGGGACUUAUGACGCCUGAGCGAGCAUCUCUGUUGUACCCAUGCAACGGCAUUUCUUCAGACCAGCUUUUUUUAGAUCGAUUCUCUCGCGAAUUUUGACUGUGAAAUAAGUCUAACAAACGAAGCCGCGAAAACGGGAGAACGGAAAAUGGUAUUUUGUUAGCGCCGGUUUACUUUAUCUUUUUGUCAUUAUCGUCUUAUUGAUGCUAGAGUACGAGCAGUCUCUCUUUUUUCUGUAGUCCGUCCAGCAAAACGCGAGACACGCAAAUGGCCACGUGCGUGACUGAUGGCGCGAGACGGGAGAGGCCGCCCUCGUUUCGCGCGUCUCGCGGCUUCGCCGCUCCCGCGCGCGUGCAUUGCUCUCACUAAAUCUGAAGAAAAAGAGAGCUGCUCGCAGUCUAUAUUGAUGCCCACACAUACGGGGCGCUGCUUGCAUUUUCUUAGAGUAAAGUACUCCAAAAUGAUGCUAAAUUAACUCAUCUGUGAAAACGCGGAUUCAUGGUCGGUUGUCCUGUUUUUCUUUUUAUAUUAAAGCUUCCUUAUCAUCUAUGGAACUUAACGUUAGCGAAGAAAUUACUUGUAAAUGACAAAACACAGCUUCUUAUUUGAGACUUGUGCUAAAUAAAAACAAAAAUAAAUAAAAAACAAAAACCUGCAACUAAGAACUGGGUUUUUAAACGUGUUAAACUAAAAUUUGCCAGUUAGGGCCCCUCUUCACAAGAACCUGUUUAACCUAAAAUUUUGAAACAUAUUCUUAUUUUCUAAAAUCUACAAAAAAAAUUCUGCAUACUUGGGGAACAAUAAUAUAGGUCAGCAUUCAGGGUCCUCUUUAAGGAUAUAGCUGCCAUAUCACUCCAACUGGUACUCGGAUCAUACUGUGUUAUAAAAGGCAUAGGCUAAAUAUUUCUAAAUACUCUCAGCUACAAUGUUUUUUUUCUUCUUCAGAAAACAGCGAGCUCUUUAAGAACCUAUUUUAGCUAAAAUGUUUGCUCGCUUAUUGCCAUUUAUGUAAGAACCUGCUUAGGCUAACUUGGGAAAAUCCAAGUUCUUGGUCGAGGGCUUUUACAGAGUCAAAGAGACAAUAGGGCCAUUUAUACGAGGAAAAAUAAGACACGUCUUACAUAAGACGCGUCUUAAAUAAGACGCGAACUGUACCAUUUAUACGAGCAUGUCUUAUCUAAUAAGACGCGUCUUAGCUAAGCCGCGUCUUAUUUUAGACGAAAUGUGCCGUUUAUACGGAAAGUUCGCGUCUUAUUUAAGACGCGUCUUAUGUAAGACGCGUCUUAUUUUUCCUCGUAUAAAUGCCCCUAUUUUUCAAAAUCCCUUCACUUUUCCUUCUAGGAUUUGACCUACCGAUUUUUAUCCAGCACAGCAGACCUUCCUGUCGAUAUUCAACAAAACAUUCUGAGGAAAAUGAUCAACAAAUGGGCAGAAGUGAGCACGCUGACCGUUCGUGAAGCGGACUCGUCAGCCAGUGACAAUGAUGUGGAUAUUUUGAUUUCUUUUGUGAGAGGCUUCCAUAAUGACCCCUAUCCGUUUGAUGGUCAAGGAGGAACGCUGGCGCAUGCGUACUAUCCACACAACAACUUAGGUACAGGGUAUAGUUCCAGGAAAUAUCCACACCUUCCACACGUAGGGCACUUUUGUUUUAGUCUCCCCACCCGCCCCCCGCCCCAUGGAAUUUCCGUUCACUAUCGCGAAGGGCGUGAGAAACAAAACAUUCCCCAAGCCAACAGUAAAUAAAAGAUCAUCAAUGAAAAAAUACUCUUGAGUAAAACCACUGGUUUAGUAGUAAAACAAAUGAUAGCUCGCUCAACAGACCAUGAGCUAUGGUAGUUUUCAUUAACCCAGCAAUCUCAUUUGGAACCCCGGAAAAAAUGACCUCGAAUAGCCUCCCCCAACCCCUCGGAAAUGCCUCUUUUUGAACCGCCCUCCACUUAGAAUCUCCUUUGCCCUAGCCUCUGCAUGAAUUGCAGCGUUUAAUGUACAUAAUAUGACGGUACCGAAGAUCGGAAUGAUUUUAAAACACAGAAAUAAGCGCACAUGAGGUCUCAAAGUGGACGAAGAUAGUAUUUUCUCUAAAUAUACUGGGAAUCCCAGAAGGCGCCUUUAUAUCUGGCAUUGACCCAUGGUGGAGUAAUGUACAAGUUUUGCGAGGCUGCGAGCGAGCUAGAGUUUUGCCUUUUUUAAAUAAAAGCUAUUUUUUAACGGGAUAUUUUAGGAUUAUCUGGUGAUGCCCAUUUUGACGAUGAUGAGCGAUUCACAACAGGAACAAGCGACGGUAUAAACCUGGACUGGGUGGCGGUUCAUGAGUUCGGACACAGCAUGGGACUGGAACAUUCCAACGUACGGGAAUCCAUCAUGUAUCCUUGGUACAAAGGAUAUUUCCCAAAUAUCGAACUGACUGAAGACGAUAUUUUAGGGAUACAAGCACUUUAUGGUAAGUUGAAACAUUUCUAGUGUAAAGCCAACUGUAGAUAUCUAUGACGGCGAAAUGCAGACGAGCCGGUUAGGUAUGUAAAAGUGUUUUCUGGAGUAUUUGGAUAAUCUACUUGUGAUGAAGUACCGUAAUGUCAAUCACUUUUAUUCAAGGAAAUGUAAUACUAUCACUUUUCAGAGAUCUUUUUGUAUAGGUAAUAGCAUGAUUUGUAGUGAUAUUUGGCAUAUAUAGCACGAAUGAUAUUUCAAAAAAUAUUGUUAUACGUAAUUUCACGAGCCGUUAGACGAGUGAAAUUUGAGACAAUUUUGAAAUAUCACAAGUGGUAUUAUGCCAAAUAUCACGUAGAAAUCAUGCUAUUAUUUGUUUUUUCUACUACCCGCAAAAAGUUUGUAAUUUUCAAAUGUAGGUAUUUCAAAUUAAGCUGAAAUACCCCUGCUCUAAGCCAAUCAAAUUGCAGAAAUUUUUCAUGUAGUAGUAUGAUUAAUAGAACCACCACAAUCUGGAACACGCUAGCAAGUGACCUUCAACUUUCAGAUCAGCCAAUUCAAAUCCAUCAUGUACAAGUACUACGUGGAUGCCGUAGAACAUUACUACGAUCCAGAGAACCCACGAUCCUGGAAAACCAUCUGUCCGUCAUUUAACGUUUCACGUAACGUGUUUGUCCGUCUCCGUUGUUGUCUUUAAUUGUCAUAUGACGUUUUACUGUUUCUUUCAUAUCUUUUAAGCUCUGGGACCACUGUAAUUGGCUCACCGCUGUUGUGGCAACCCUGCCUAUUAAGCAUUAAUCAUUCAUUGUUCAGUAAUAGGCGAAGCUAAUAAAAAAUAAAAUGAUUUGAAUUUUCUGCUCAACUUAUCACGGUUUUUGCAUUUUUCUGCCGCCUGUCAGACUACGCCGAGCUCAUCCAGGUAUAGUCUGAAAGAUCUCUACUUCCAGCACAAGUCAAAUGUCGCGCGGGUAGUUAUAGGCGGUUCAGCUGUGAAUGGUUCAGCCAAAAGGAUAAAAUUUGUCUUUCCCGGCCUUCUUCCCCUGAUUUGGCGUCUCAUACACCUCAUAGAUUGUUAUCUUUAAAAUUCUCCAAAUGUUACGCGAUAAUCUUAAGUCACCCUAAAGCCUUCAAUUGGUUUCCUUCUGCAUCUUGUGAGCAAAACUUACAGUUGUACUGAGACGUGCAGGUAAACAGACGUUACACAUCCCCUCGUGCUUUCUUGCGUUUAGGUAAACCUUUUCAGGCUCACCCGAGCGCUUGUUUACAUAUUAUGUAUUUAAUCAUUUUACGCCACUUCAGGCAAACCAACCCCAGCAACAACCACAGAGACACCAACAACUCAACCAGAAACAACGACAAAGGCGACUACCACUGAGACACCAACAACUCAGCCAGAAACAACAACAAAGGCGACCACCACAGAGACACCAACAACUCAACCCGAAACAACAACAAAGGCGACCACCACAGAGACACCAACAACUCAACCCGAAACAACAACAAAGGCGACCACCACAGAGACACCAACAACUCAACCCGAAACAACAACAAAGGCGACCACCACAGAGACACCAACAACUCAACCCGAAACAACAACAAAGGCGACCACCACAGAGACACCAACAACUCAACCAGAAACAACAACAAAGGCGACCACCACAGAGACACCAACAACUCAACCCGAAACAACAACAAAGGCGACCACCACAGGGACACCAACAACUCAACCCGAAACGACAACAAAGGCGACCACCACAGAGACACCAUCAACUCAACCAGAAACAACAACAAAGGCUACUACCACAGAGACACCAACAACGCCAACGACAUCUGAGCUGGAAAUUUGUAAAGUUAAGAAGUUUGACUCCUUUGUGAUGGGAUAUGAUGGAAAAACCUAUGUUUUCAGUGGAGAUUUUUUCUGGGUGCUGUCAGAAAGACUCAAGGUGGAAAGCGGUCCAACGAAGAUAACAUCAAAAUGGAAGGAAGUCAGAACCCCUAUAAACAGCGCUUACAUUAACUGGCAUGGACGUACAGUGUUCUUCACAGGAAGCGAGUAAGUAAAUAAGAUCUAACUUUGAGGACGCUGUGUUUUUGGAUAAAGUAUUAUUGGUUUGGGUAAGGAAGAGCGAAAAACAACGACAGCGCAAAAGACGGAAGAACCCCAAUUAGGGAGAUAAAAACGCGUAGAUUUGCAAAAUAAUAAUGCAAACGCGAAAUAAUUUUAAACUGGGGUUGCAUGAGUCACUAGAAUGGAAUUGCACAUAUUCGGGAUUUGGGGAAUCAGAAAAUUCAGUGAGGUACAGACUGUUUACUUCAUUAAGUUUAACCGAUGUGUCAAUUCCUUUCCGGAUGACCAGGUUAAAAGGCUUUAUAAAGUAGAUGCAUAAACAGAAAGUUACUAAGUUGGGAUCGCGAAAAUUUCAUUUUGCCAGAAGUGACUAAGAUGGGGUCUAUAUUUGGUCACAGAAUAGACUAUAAUGGGGUAGGGGUUCUGAGAGGCCAGCGGCACAUACCCAGCAAAAAUUAACCCAAGUAACCCCCCGGGAGAGAAUUCUUCUCUUUGGUUUAUAGAUGCUGAAGUUGUUUUCGCAAGGUAACUUUGCGGUAACUCCCAUCAAUCAGUAGAGUUCUCUAGCUGUGUAUUUAAACAGGGUGAUUUUGUUAAUGCUUUUAUACAUGUACAUGUAUAUGGUGCUUUCCAAAACAGAUACAAGAUUCAAAUUUGAUUCAAUUUUUUUCCUGUCACAGGUAUUGGAUGUAUUUUGACUAUAGACUUGAAGAAGGUCCCCUAUACUUAACCCAAUACGGAGGUCAUGAUGGCCUGCCCUCAGCGUUGGAGAAUAUGGACGCUGCUUUCAUUUGGGAGAAGAAUUAUAAGGCUUAUUUUUUUAAAGGAUGGGAAUACUGGCGUUACGAUGAGAUCUCCAAAACAGUAGAUCCUGGCUACCCAAGAAACAUUUCAAUUUGGGGUAAGUGUCUUGUAGUCUUUGUUACCAUUGAGGGCUCGUCGAGAAAGAAAAAAUUGACGGUCGAUCCUCGAAGGAAGAACACAUCUUAUUGUCAUUCCAAGUAAAUGUUUCUUCCUUUUCAUUGGCCAAGAGCCCACCACGUGACCUGUAAAUAACUGCCUACAAAUAAUGGUCCGCCCAUGCGCAAUGUCGUCCAAGUGUGUUUGGCUGCAAAAAAUAUUCUGCUCAUACGUAUAUUAAACCACGCUUUCCUCAUUCUUGCGAUCGCUCUUGCGUGAAAACGGCAGAUCGCUUCGCUAGCCUUUCAAAGACCGAUUUGGCAUGUUUAAUCGAAUGAUAAAACAAUUAUUUAACUCGGUUUUCGCAAAAGAACGUGAUUUAUCAGUGUCUAGCAGAUCAAUUAUUUGCUGAAGCCUAACAAUUGAUCUGCUGGCCACUGACAAAUCACGGUAGUUUACUCAACCUCGUCCAAUAAUCAUUCAAUUAUUGACAGCUAUAUGAUUGACGAUCCAAAUCCUUGUUUUUUUUAAGUGUUGAUCUCCUCUGCAUUCAACAAAUAACAAGUUAUUCCCUUAUUUCCGACAAAAUGUACGCAUCGUUCUAUUCAACGCUACUAUUUAAUUGAUUUUUUCCUUUCAGGUCUCCCUCAUCCCAUGGAUUCUGUUAUGUCCUGGAGUGGAAAUAAGAGAACGUAUUUCUUCAAAGAUGAGAACUAUUGGAGGCUCGAUGACAGAUUGCUGAAGUUUGACAAGGGAUAUCCCCGCGAUAUCACUCAAAUAUGGAUGAGCUGCCCUACUUAAGAAGAGGAAUUAUUUUUAGAUUCAGCAAGCAUUUAUCGGAAUUCGAUAAGCGCAGUAGAUAUCAUAAUGUGCUCGGGAUAUAUAUAAUGCAUACAGCAGUUUUUGUUUAAAAUGCACCAGUCAACGAUGUAUGAUGCUCGGUAAAAGCUGGCGUGAGGGCUGCAGUCCUAAUAAUCAUCGUCGCGUGUUAACGUUACCGUGCUUGAAGGCAAGAGAAAUGUGUAAAAGCUAAAUAUAUUGAGCUAAGUUCCCAAUAUCAAGGAUGUUAUUUUCACUUAACAAAGUCUGCUAUAGUAUUACCAACAAGCCAUUGUCACUUAAUGUUUUAUAAGUCUGCUAAAAAUGUUCAAAAUGUUCGAAAAAUUAAACUGUAAAAUCGUCAGCGUCAUUUGCCAACUUACUGUGUUACUUGGCACAAAGCUUUUUCAACAAAAAGGAUCUUCAAGGGGCCAUAAAAGCUUGCCCAACCAUCCCAGAUUGGUGGUCUUUAAGGGUUUGCAGUUAAUAAUAUCACUUCCAAUUUUCGGGUGUUUCUUGGUCUUGCUGAUAAAUAUUGUUAGUUCGCUUUUGUGUUGUGGUGUGGGUAUUGUUCCUUGUCUUUUCAAUCUUUUGUAUUACGUCGUUUGGUGAUUGCACCCGUCCUCAAAACCAAGAACCUCUUCCGGUUCCACAUGCGAACACCUCCCCCACCCCUCCCAAGAAGAGAGCGUCAAAGUGCGAUACCCUUCGGUUUGCGCCCGCCGUUGUGAUCAAGAUGUUCUUUUGUUUUGCUCCGUUAUCUGUUGAUGACACCCACAAAUUAUCUCUCGUGUCAUAAUGCAUGUUUCAAAUGCUAAUGUAUUAAAAAAAUGGUUUGUUUGUCAUUUAAUCUGCAAAAGUUAAUACCGUCACCAUUUGGCCCUGUCUACGUCACGUCCGCAAAUCUUUCAAACCUUCGACACAGCAUAACCUCUCCAGGUUGCCAUCUUCUGAGACAGUCCUUAGUCGCCAUUCACAACGCAAUGGAACUUCAGAAGAGUUGGAUGCAGCAGGUUGUCAUUUUUUCUUUUAUUUUUCGAUGGUGCGGCGACCGCAGCUUUGCUUUACCUAUCCGCGGCGGCAUGAGUGUAGAACCGUCCGAAGAACAAGUUGACAGGGUCACUCUUGAAGAUGCCAGGGUAAGUCAUGAACAGCUUGCACAAAUGCUAUAGGGUUAGUCAUUAAUAAGCGAGGAAAAGGUAUACUGAGUUAAGCCACUGCAUGGCUGCCGCAUCGGACUCGGGUUCGAACGUUAAUAUAAUACCGAUAAAACCCAUCGUCACAACAACAUUCCGUCCAUGAUCGUGGGACAGACGUGGUAUAAUAAGAGCGUCUCAAUUUCACUGUAGACUUAAUGUUUCUUUUGUGAGAGGAUUCUUCCUAGAGCAGCAAUGCGUGACGAGAGAACUGCUGGCUGCGUGGUCACACUACACACUGUUAAAUGCAAGUCAGAGAGUACUUUUUCUUGUGCCUUUUUUGAAAAGUUAACCUCGAAAACGUUUAAAGAAAUAAACAAAAAUAAACUCAGUCGCUUUAUUACUUCAGAUAAGGUUUUAGAAAUUCUUUUCCUUUUCAAUAAUGGCUUUUCAUUUUAAUAACAAACCGACAAAAAUCUCCUCAGAAAAUGGCAAUUAAUAGAAAAGAAGCGAUUUUUUGAAACAUUUGCCUAUGAAAAAAUUCGAUAAAAUUUUUCUUAAAACAUUUUGAGAAAUUAAAAAAAACGAAAAUAGCAGAUUUAUGUUUUAUAGAACAUUCAGUUCGAACGCCAUUUUCCUUUGACUUAAUAAAGAAGUUAAGACGAGCACGUCAAAACGUUGUCAUUUUUUUAACGUUUUUUUAAAUGUCUUAAAAUGUUUUAAGCAAAAUCUUAUCGCAAUUUUUAUACCCAAACACGAAGAUUAUAAUUAUCAAUAUUAUUAUCAUGAUAGCAAUAAUCAGAUUAUUUUCUUAUUUUAGCAUUGGAUGAUUAAGUACGGUAUGGCUUUAAAGGGACAGAGUGUAACGACAAAUGAAAUCUCCAAACUCCAACGGAGGGCUGGAAUAAAUGUGACUGGAGUACUGGACACUGAAACCAAAAAACUACUUUUGAUUCCUCGCUGCGGGGUCACAGAAGAUGAUUUCAAGGACCAGGAGUAUGGUACGAAACGGAGGAAGCGUUUUACUCUCCAAGGAUCCAAGUGGAAUAAAAGGGUGAGUGUUGCCGCGCACGACACAGAGACAGGAACUCAUGACCCGGAUAGAGCAUCUCUUUUGUACCCAUGCAACGGCGUUUCUUCAGACCAGUUUAUUUUUAGAUCAAUUCUCCCGUGAUCUUUGACGGUCAAAUAUGUAAGUCAAACAAACCAGGCAGCAAAAACGGGACACUAGAAAAUCGUAUUUCUGAUGUUUUGAUAGCAUCUACUUUAUGUUUUUGUCAUUAUCGUACUACCGAUACACGCACAGACGCCAUUUUCGCGGGGAAAAGUAAUCCAAAAAGAUUUGACUUUAUUUCAAAGAGACAAUUUAACGAUUUUCAAAAUCCCUUCACUUUUCCUUCUAGGAUUUGGCUUACCGAUUUUUAUCCAGCACAGCAGACCUUCCUGUCGAUAUUCAACAAAACAUUCUGAGGAAAAUGAUCAACAAAUGGGCAGAAGUGAGCACGCUGACCGUUCGUGAAGCGGACUCGUCAGCCAGUGACAACGACGUGGAUAUUUUAAUUUCUUUUGUGAGAGGCUACCAUAAUGACCCCUAUCCGUUUGAUGGUCAAGGAGGAACGCUGGCGCAUGCGUACUAUCCACACAAUAACUUAGGUACGUAUCUCGUGGAAGAAUGCCCCUAGUUCAUAACCUCAAGCGUAAUAAUUAAUUAAGCGUUAAUUUAUACUUCAUUAUUGCUAUUAAUUUACAGUCCUCGCCAAGUACCCCUGCGAUACUCACGCUUACCUAUUGAUAUUAAAGUGACAACCAGAAGCGCAUUGCUUCUUGAAACAAAAGAUUAAUCUGUUGUUUCACUCGUUACAAAUUUGGAUUCAAAAAAACAAUGUCUCCUAUCCUAUAUGGGAGCGGAAAUAAAUAUAGUUUCCAUUUAAGACAGAGCUAUUUUUCAACGAAUAUUUCAGGAUUAUCUGGCGAUACUCAUUUUGACGAUGAUGAGCAGUUUACAACGGGUACAAGUGAAGGUAUAAACCUUGACUGGGUGGCGGUUCAUGAGUUCGGACAUAGCCUGGGUCUGGAACAUUCCAACGUACGGGAAUCCAUCAUGUAUCCUUGGUACAAAGGAUAUUUCCCAAAUAUCGCGCUGACUGAGGACGAUAUUUUGGGGAUACAGGCACUUCACGGUAAGCAAAGGGAAAAUGAUUCCCAGGGAAAAGCAAACGCGCAUUUGUCUAUAUUUUUCAUUAUAGUUACUUUUCUCUGAUACCAUGGGUACCAAAGGUAUUUUUCUUGAUUGCGGGUGGAUUCUUCGGUGUCGGUCGCAGGCCGACAGAUGUUCGGCCGAAGUCACGCGCGGCGAAGCCCGACUGAUGACGGAAACCGGGACCCGCGCAUGAAAAGUCUCUGGCACCCAGGAUAGUUUUCUGUUACCAGUGCUUACUUUUCUGGUGAAUCCAAAGUACGAUGAAACUUUCUGGGGUGUCUAUUUUUUAGAAUACGCGAAAAAACUAUCAGGCAAUUCUCGUACAAGUCUCCACGAAUCUUAAGGCCUCUUAAACUAAUUUCUUGUGUAAGACACGUAUGUUGUGGACGGCAAGUAAAUCGCUUUCGAAGCGAGCUUAACUUGCAAGCCAAAUUAUCCAAAUAUCGCAUCGCAUUAGAGUAGUCGAUACUUUUCCCCAUCUAGUGUCUCCUCAUGUCUUUUGAAUAUCGGGUAUUUAAUUAAAGAGAGUCAUUUUUGUCAAUCGUCGUUCGCAGUUUCAUACAUUUUCAUACACAGUACUUUGACGAUCAGAAAGAUCUGUACUGUCCGGUUGAAACAUGAACAAACUAGCAAAAUGACAAAGUUUAUUUGUCUAUUUAUAUAUAUUCACUUAAAAUUUUAGUAUAAUGAACUAGUACGCAAGUACAUGAUUUUACGAGAUAGAAAAAGGUUAUUCAACCUGCCCUAUCACCUAUUUCCAAUUGAAAUUUAAAAAUACAAAAAAGACAGCAUUCAGUGACUAUUCAAGAGAUCCCAUUAGUGUAUGAUCUUUGGUACUGCCAAAAGGCUUCAUACAUUGAAUGGAAGACAACUAGCCUUGACUGUACACGGAACACUGAUUAAUACCACGUCAUCCUCUAAAUACUUGGGUGUAAACUUGGAUUCAUUCUUAAAUCUCGAAUCACAUUUUGACAAAAUGUAUAAAAGAGCAGCUGGAAGAUUUAAUUUACUCAGGAGAAUCCGACCUUUAAUCGACAAGAGCAGUGCUGAGAAAAUCUACAAAGCAAUGAUUCAACCUGUUUUUACGUAUUGUUGAACUUUGGGUCUCUGUUGGUCAUGUUCCCGUAAGAGUCGAAUUGAAAGCAUUGAACGUCGAAGUCAGAAAGUCAUUGGUGGAAAUUAUCAAGUCCAGACAGUGGCGAGUUUAAUAAAGAGACAGUCCUGCCAGCUUGUGUUUGAUUGUCUUCAGGAUAACGUCUGUACCCCUUUUAAAGGAUAUUUUGCAAAAAUUGAACACAACAUUAACACUAGAAACAAUGGGUGUUCACUAAAACUUCCCAAAGCCAAAUUAGAAUCUGGACGGAGAAGUUUUGCGUUUCAAGGGGCUCUAGUUUACAAUACUUUACCUCGGCAUUUAACAAAUUAAAUUAUAGUUUUCGUUUUAAGAGUUAUUUAAAAGAGUUUUUUCAAUAGUAUUCCCUAAUUCACAACUCUUUUCAAUCUUGUAAGUCGAUGAUUUUUACAGAUUUUGAUUUUUAAAUCUUAGAUUUCUUAGUGUUAUUUUAUUUUAUUUUCCUUUUUCGAUUUUCUUCUUUAUUUUUUAGCUAUUUAUGAGAUAAUUACAGGACCCUUUUGAUAACAGUUCUUUAUAUUAGAAGUGAUAGGUUAUCCUGUAUUAUUAUUAUUAUUAUUAUUCGCGUUAUUAUUAUUAUUAUUAUUAUUAUUAUUAUUAUUAUUAAAGGCUUUUUAAUUACGGCGUUUUACAAUUGAUUGCUUUUAGGUAAACCGACUCGAACUUCUACUCCUUCACCGACUGGAACACAACCAGACAUGACUACUGGAACCGCUACUACCGGAGGUAGUACAUCAGCCAAAGCUAUUCCUCUUCCGGUUUUGGACAUUUGCAAAGUCUUGAAGUUUGACUCGUUUUUGAUGGGAUUUGACGGAAAAACUUACGUUUUUAGCGGGGACUAUUUUUGGGUCCUUGGAGAAAAGACUUGA